Messenger RNA from Dermacentor andersoni, 1337 nucleotides. It is a transcript of the gene eIF3m, whose product is annotated as eukaryotic translation initiation factor 3 subunit m. Gene Ontology annotation, cellular component: cytoplasm; eukaryotic translation initiation factor 3 complex. NCBI's taxonomy places the organism in Eukaryota, Metazoa, Arthropoda, Arachnida, Ixodida, Ixodidae. The record is from RefSeq and is a predicted model, not a curated record. Gene Ontology annotation, biological process: cytoplasmic translational initiation. Gene Ontology annotation, molecular function: translation initiation factor activity.
ACACUGCCUCUUUGCCGUCCGCGUGCGCGCUUGUCGUCGCUGCGUCCAUAUUGCGGCUUCUCCGCCGGUCAUAACUUCCACAAAGCGGAGCUGGACCUUUGAGUCGCACAACAGCAAAGCCAUGAGUACACCGACGUUCAUCGAUGUCGGCGUGGAUGAGCAGUGCCUCGACCUGCGCGCCUACUUCAAGAGCCUCGGCGCCGAGAUUUCGGACGAGCAGUUCCCCGAGACCUUGGCUCUCAACCUGGCCGAAAUUAUCAACGUGUGCGACGUGUGCUUCCGCGAGGCCACCGAUUCCGAUAUCGAGGCCGUGCUCAACAGCAUCGUGUCCCUUCUCGUGGAUGUGGUGCCGUCCGAGGGCGAGCCGCUGGUGAACGCGUUCUGCGCCAAGCUGGCGCAAGCCCCUUCCAACCGUCUCGGUGUGAUGGCCGUGCGCGUGCUUCAGAAUCUGUUCGAGGCGUUAAGCGUGGACAGCCCACUUCGUUACGAUGUCUACUACAACCUGGUCAAAGCGGCCGCCAAAACGGACAUGAUAAUGUCGGUGUUCAGCGACCUCGCCAAGCUCAAGUCGUGGAUGACGGCUCUGCGAGUGCCAGUGCCGCGGAUUCAGCGGCUUCUCCGGGCACUGCAUGAGGCCCUGCUGGAGUGCCGCCAGGGUGGCGAGCUGGCCUCGCGCGUUAUGGUCGAACUGCUGUCCACCUACACGGAGGACAAUGCGUCACAAGCACGUGACGAUGCGCACCGCUGCAUCGUCUCAUGCCUGGCUGAUCCGACCAUGUUCCUGCUGGACCAUCUGCUGCCCCUGAAGCCUGUGCGCUUCCUCGAAGGCGAGCUUGUGCACGACCUGCUCACCAUCUUUGUAGCCGACAAGCUGUCUGCCUACCUCGCCUUCUAUCAGGCAAACAAGGACUUUGUGUCCUCCCUGGGGCUGUCGCACGAGCAAAACUUGCACAAGAUGCGGCUGCUGACGCUCAUGCAACUGGCUGAGUCCCGGCGCGAACUGCCCUUUGAGCUUCUGCAGCAGGAGCUCCAGCUCCAGGAUGUGGAAGGGUUCGUGGUGGAGGCACUGCGGACGCGCAUGCUCACCGCCAAGAUUGACCAGACAGGCCGCAAGGUCAUUGUGGGCACCACGGUGCACCGCACCUUCGGCCGCCACCAGUGGGUCCAGCUCAAGGAGAGCCUCGUCCAGUGGCACGAGCGGCUGCGGCACGUUGAGGCCAGCAUGGACCGAGUCGUACGCGCCCACUUUGAGCCGCUGGCAGCCCCGCCCACGGCUUGAAGAAAAAGAAUUUGUGCUUACUUCACUGCUUCUAGAAGAUAAAAACAUUCUUUCAGUA